CGAAUGGUUGAGAAGGAGAUUAACUGUAGAUUGAUCUUGUGGCGUAAAGUGGCGUAAAAAUUAGCCGAAAAUAAGUUUAACGAAUAUCGUGUUUUGAAGUAACAAUGCAUCGGAUCGCAAUCGUUUAACCUUUAACGAACGAUACAAUAAAAACAUUGUUGUUACAUCGAGAGGUGUUAAAUCAUGAACGAAUCGUGUAUAAAAAUCGGAAACAAAGAUUUUAAACAAGGAGUUUACUGUGCGAUUGUCACGAGAAAUGCGUAUAAUGUAAAACAAUUUUGAGGAACAGUCGUGAAAUGCAAUUUGUAAAUCAAGCUUAAUACCUUCAAGCAUUUUUGAUGCGCGAGUAAAUCGGGUAAAAAACCUGAAGUAAAAAGUUCAAUGACAUUACUGGCAAUGGAGCUUUAUCAAAAUUACAAUAAAGUGAACGAGGAAAUCUAUGACCUCCGACGGUCCUCCGUGCAACAAGAUAUCAAAAAGAUUCACAUUGUUGACAAUGUUUACGAACGAACGAGGAGCAAUCGCGAAAGAUUCGUGAAGUCGCCAAAUAGUCAAGACACAAUGGAAUGUGCAUCCGAUUCGAGCAGUGAAAGUUACAAAGAGAUCCAUCGGAAACCGAUGGAAAGAAAAAAUUCAUCACCGGUCGCUGCGUCUAGUGCCUUUACAAUUGAUAAUAUUCUUGGAAGAUGCGAAAAGAAAGAUAUCGAAAUACCGUCUGGUUUAAAUUAUUCCCAAGACAGGGAAGAAGAUCAAGAAGAAAGAGACGAAAAAAUGGAAGGAAAUCAGUUUAUCAGACCAACAGCUGUAUCUGCUACGUAUGCCGGAUUGUACACAUCAGCGGGAUUAUCGUGUUCCGAAGUCACACUAUCAGAUCCUUCUGCUUAUUCGGCAACGUCCCUUGCUUCUGCAUCUAUUUUAUAUAACAAUUGGUUUGCUCAGUCGAAGCCUGGUCAGUUGUUCGGUCUACAAGCGCCUAAACCAAGUGGAAGACGAUCCAGAAAGCCGGGAAUCGACAGAAAACCACGUCAAGCAUACAGUGCAAAACAAUUGGAAAGACUUGAAGCUGAAUUUAAGAUCGACAAAUAUUUGAGUGUGAGCAAACGAAUGGAACUAUCGAAAUCCCUAAAUUUGACAGAAGUACAAAUAAAAACAUGGUUUCAAAAUCGUCGUACCAAGUGGAAGAAACAACUUACUUCCAGACUGAAGAUUGCCCAAAGGCAAGGGCUUUUCCCACCCCCUUACUUCCCACCAGCUCAAUAUUCUUUAUUACCAUACUAUACUACGCCACUUGUGUUUGGAACUCCAGCGUCAGAUGACGCCAAUAUUAACGCAAUGGCGAUACCAUCACGACCUGUGGCAUCAUCGCCAGAUACAGUUUGAACAAAUAUCGAUUUGAACUACUUAGCCGACAUGAGAGAAGCACGAGUCAAGUACAAUGUACCUCAUCUAUGAUGUGAUCGAGACUCAUUAUCAGUUCCUUAAUUCAACAUACUUAUUGUUAAAUGAUUUCAUACAAAAGGCAUGCUCGACACCUAACGUAUAUAUUUUUCUUUCCAAUAGUUCUACUAGCUGAUUGAACAAGUGUAAAAUACAAACUUAUGUUACCAGAAAUGCAUCAUAUGAUAAAAUUUUGUGUACAUAAAUUACAACUACAAUAAACAAAAAUCAAAAGGAACCUUUGCUUUCCACAAGGUAUAAUGUGUCAUCUAUUGAAUGUUUAAUAAAACAAAAAUUACAAAUAAAAAGAAAAAGAAAGAUUAAAUCACUGAACAUAAAAAAAUUUCUUGGAAAUCAAAGUUUAUUUAUAUUAUAAAAAGUAUAGAAAGACUUAUUUUAUAAUAAUGAUUAAAUGCAAAGUAGAUAACUCUUAUACCUUAAGAUAUUUGCUUCAGCUUGUGUAAUAAAUAUU
Messenger RNA from Heterotrigona itama, 1909 nucleotides. NCBI's taxonomy places the organism in Eukaryota, Metazoa, Arthropoda, Insecta, Hymenoptera, Apidae. The record is from the annotation of a GenBank genome assembly.